AUGUGUAGCUAUUUUGUAGAUUUAGUUAGUGAUUCGCAGUCAGUGGAGUAUAACGUUAUAAACGAAAUAUAUAUCUUAAACAAAUAGUGAUUCAUUUAGUGUCUCAGGGAAACAUAAAAUAAAUUCCCCACAUCUAAGUCUAAGUAGUCUAGCUAAGUAAAAAAAUAAUUCUGAAAUUUUAUUAUAAUAAUAGUAGGCCUAUUUGUUUAGUUCUUACUGAAUCGUACUUAAAUUGCUGAUAUUAAAGUUGUUUUAUUUUAUUUUUUCAGAUUAUUAACUUUGAAAAAAAAUAGAAAUUACAAAAGAAUAUCUGAACGCCAAACUUGGAAUGAAACCGAAAUGCAGCAGGCCGUACUGUCUGUGAUCAAUGGUGAUCAUGGGUAUAAAAAGGCAGCUGCAAUGUAUGGUGUGCCACAGACAACCCUCGAACGCAUAAUGGCUAAAUUUAAGAAAAAUCCUGAUAUUGAGGAUGCUUGCAAAAAGACGCUAGGCGCAUUCAAAACUAUCUUUACAUUGGAAGAGGAGGCAGAACUUGUUCAGUAUGUUCAGCAGAUGGAGAAAAGGCUUUUUGGCCUAACCUCCUAUGAGCUGAGAAAACUUGCCUUUGAACUGGCUGAAAAAAAUAAAAAGGCUCAUAAAUUUAAUAAAGAGUUGGGGGUGGCCGGUUACGACUGGUAUCAGGGUUUUAUGUUGAGACAUGCCAAACAUCUGUCACUGAGAAAGCCUGAAGCGACAUCUGUAGCCAGAGCAAUGGGCUUUAAUAAAGUAGCCGUUAAUAAAUUUUUUGAGCUUGUUGAGAAUGUCAUUGACAUAAAUAAAAUUGAUGUCGAAAGAGUAUGGGACGUCGAUGAAACAGGCAUUUCUACUGUACCUCAGUCGCUGUCAAAAGUUAUUUCCUCAAAAGGAAAAAGGCAAGUUGGCUCUCUUAAAUCUGCAGAAAGGGUUCAACUUGUUACAGCAGUAGUUUGUUGUUCAGCAAGUGGGAGAUACAUGCCACCUAUUUUAAUCUUUCCCCGUCAGCGCAUGAAGGCAGAGUUGAUGGAUGGAGCCCCUCCUGGUGCUUGGGGAGAAUGCCACCCAAGUGGAUGGAUCCAGACUGAUUUAUUUAUAAAUUGGUUAAAGAAACUUAUAUUACACACAGGAGCCACAAAAGAUUCACCAGCUCUUUUAAUAUUAGAUGGACAUGCGACACACUAA
Molecule: messenger RNA, 1197 nt
Organism: Hydra vulgaris (swiftwater hydra)
Lineage: Eukaryota; Metazoa; Cnidaria; Hydrozoa; Anthoathecata; Hydridae
Source: RefSeq, a predicted model, not a curated record